CCCUGCUUUGUUUGGGUUCAAAUUUCACCGCCAGGUGGCAGUCGACAGUCUGAGAGCACAUGGCUCAAGAAGAGUCGACCACAACAAAGCGGGUUAUCUUCUUUCUUUAACGCAAGUUUUAAUUUACUCAAGGAUGGGGAUUGAAGGGGGUAGAUCUAUCCCUUCUACUGGAAUGACCCCUAAAGAACUGUGUGAAAAUGAUGAUCUUGCAACCAGUAUAAUAGUCGACCCAUACCUAGGAUUUGUGUCGCACAAAAUGAACACACGGUUCCGCCCAAUCAAAGGUAUGCAAGAAGAAUGGAAAGGGUGUGUAGAGAGGUUCAAGAAGCACCAGUGUUAUGAGAAAGCAUACAAGGAAUUGAUGUCAGGAGACUGGGGAAGAACAUGUUUACUCACCAAAUCCAAAGCACAACAGAAAACAAUGAAGGAACAUAUGUUCAGGUUCCUUCAAAUGUUUGAUGCACAAGCUGGGUUUGAAAUCAUGGCAUGUCAUCGUUACUCUGCAGAGGGGGAAAUGGGUGGAAAGCUAGUGGCAACUAGAAAGUGGAAGAAGCAAGAAAAGAUAAAAAUGCUAGUGGGGUGUAUAGCUGAGCUGACAGAAGAAGAAGAGGCACAGAUCUUAAGACCAGGGGAAAAUGAUUUCAGUGUGAUGUACUCCUGUCGCAAGAAUUGUGCUCAGCUUUGGCUAGGUCCUGCUGCCUACCUCAACCAUGACUGUAAAGCCAACUGCAAGUUUGUGUCGACUGGUAGAGAUACCGCUUGUGUUCAGACCCUGAGGAAUAUUGAUCCAGGAGAAGAGAUAACUUGUUUCUAUGGAGAAGAUUUCUUUGGAGACAACAACUGCCUGUGUGAAUGUGAAACUUGUGAAAGACUUCAGCAAGGUGCCUUCAAGCCAAAGCAUACUCCUCAGAAAAAAUUAGCCAAUGGCUACAGACUCAGGGAAACUACUGACAGAAUCAAGAGCAAUCAGAAUCAGACCAAUAGUCAAAAACCUUCUGCAAAGUCUGUGAUACCUGUACCAGGGAUAGACAACUGGGAUAAGCGGUCCAAUAACCUGACCAAGCACGCACACCUUCUGACUAAGGCCGAGUUGAAAAAGCGAGGGAUUACACGCUAUGACGCGGAGAUGCUGCUUUCUCAAGGUCACAAACUACCUGACCCUAAAGCUUUCACGGAGAGAGAAUCAGGAAAGAGGGGGACAGAGAGUAAGAUAGCAGACUUAGCCCAGAGAAGGGGAACAAGGGGAGACACAUCACAAACAAGAAAGAACUUGUCUCCAUCUCACUUUAGCUGGUCUCCUUCCAGGUUCAAUGGUUCUCCGACAAGAUUUGGAACUUCUCCCACGAGACGCACACGGUUUAAUUCCUGUGAUGCUGAUUCAACAACGGAAAAUUACGUAGAGAACAAUAUUGUUCGUAAUGCAUCACCAUCUAGAAUUACAAGGCGGAUGCUUAGUGCCCCUGAGACAUCCUUGAGAUUGUAUGACGAUUCUGAAUUCAAAGAUGGAAGCGAGACUAGUGGUAGCAUGGGAAGUGAACUGUCCGAGUCCAGUUCAGAUAUACAAGACAUCGGAGCAAAACUUCGUAGCUCUCAUGGGAAAUAUGGAUUUCACAGUAUGAACGGUGAUGCAACAGAUAGUCAAUGUGGAGGAAUGCUACAGCUUAAAAUUCCCAAAUUGAAAAUCAAAAUUAGGAGAGACCAGGAUGAUGAAGGCUAUGAAAUUUUGGGCACAACAGCAUACAGACGUAAAUCCAAGAAGAAAAAAUCCAAGAGCAAGAAGCACAGGGACAAGAAGCGGUUUAGUGAGAGCUUUUAUGCAGGGAGUGAUGAAGAGGUUUUGGAGAGAAAAACUAAUUUGAAGAGACUGAAGCUGAAGUUUGGAGGAGACUCUAUUGACAUUGACACAUGUAUUCCCCCUAGCAAAAGGCAGCGUAUAUAUUAAUGAUAACCAUGUGUUAAUUUCUAAAUUUUGAUAGCGUAGAUAUUUUGCUGGAUUCAAAUGGUAACAUAGGUUGCUGAAAAAAAAAGUUCUAGGCUCUUUGGUUAUACUUUUUAGUAAUUUGGUGCAAUAUCUUGGAUUAUUCUUGGCAAAAGGAGAUCAUUCGUUUGUUCUCUAAAAUCAUUAAGUGCAAUUUACUUUCAUUGUAUGUUUUUUUGAUGUGUUCCACCAAUUUGACUUUCAUCUUGCUGAAAACAUGUACAUUUCAAGCACUCCUAUGUAUUCAGAAUCAUCAUUCAGUUCAUUUUUAGGCAUCAUGGUUUCAUACUUUGCUAUAUGGAUAUCAGUUUGCUUUCAAGAGCAUUUGGAACUUGGUCUUAAUAGAUGUAGUACUAUUAAUGAAUUAGUGUGGAUCUCCUUUGUAUUUGCAAUUCUGUCAAAUGUUAAGAUGUUGCUUAAAAAAAAAACAAUGGGUAAGCUUGUUUGGAAGCAAAGUCUUAAGAGAAGUUACCUUUCACUAAAGUAAAUAA
Molecule: messenger RNA, 2469 nt
Organism: Lingula anatina
Lineage: Eukaryota; Metazoa; Brachiopoda; Lingulata; Lingulida; Lingulidae
Product: histone-lysine N-methyltransferase KMT5B
Cellular component (GO): nucleus
Molecular function (GO): histone H4K20 methyltransferase activity; protein binding
Source: RefSeq, a predicted model, not a curated record